Phalaenopsis equestris is the source of this 3072-nucleotide messenger RNA. Its product is annotated as protein LONGIFOLIA 2-like. The record is from RefSeq and is a predicted model, not a curated record. Gene Ontology annotation, biological process: regulation of monopolar cell growth. Lineage: Eukaryota; Viridiplantae; Streptophyta; Magnoliopsida; Asparagales; Orchidaceae. Bases 89 to 2809 code for a protein of 906 amino acids. The transcript is spliced from 7 exons.
UAAUAAGAAGCUUCUUUUUUAUCUAUCCCUUCUUGAGAUCACUUUGGCAUGGUUCGAAUUUUUUGGGCAAGUAGGAGUCGAUAAAGAAAUGGCGAGGAAGUUUACGGACGUGUUCGAUGACAAAAUUCUCGAAUCAAAGAAGCCGGCAGGUUGCAUUGGUGGGAUAUUUCAGCUGUUUGGUUGCCAGCAGUUUUUUCAUGGAAGGCAACUCAGUGAGCAAGGCAAUAGGAGGGAUGCUUCUGCUCAUGACUCAGUAUGCCCCAGCAUUAGCUCAUCAUCUAACUUGGAGAAAAAUCAAAGCAGGAGAUCUCAAGAUAACACUAGAUAUUCCAUGGAGUCAUCAAGAACCUCUUUCUCAUCAACGUUUACAACAUUUUCUUCAUUAGAACACAAAUCACCUCAAGAAGAAUCAAUAAACACACAGCACACAUUUUUACCAGGAAGCUCACCAAUGAACUCGUCAAGAACAAGAAGCGCAGGCACCAAUAAAUCUCCUGAUUUCAAAGAAGCUAUCAGGGAGUCUAUUUACAGAGACUUAUGUAGUGCUAAAACGAAGGAAGACAAUAAAAGGAACAAAGUGUUCAAUUCAAUUCACUCCCCUAGACCAAUGGAACAAUCUAAAGAUAGGGAUCUUAAUGAAUCAUUCAGCAAAAUGCUCAAAUUUAAAGUCUGUCCUGAGAGAUUUUCCGAAGGUCGAUCGCCUCGAUUCUCUUAUGACGGAACAGAAAUGUCACGGAUACUCAUUGACAUGAAGGAAUAUGAUAAUAAACAUAAUGGACUCUCAAGGCUUUCAUUGGACAGCAGGGAAUGUUCGCUAAGGUGUAAUUUAAGCCCUAAAAUCAACUCUGCUGUAAAAGAAUCGGAUACUGACGCCGAGAAGAGAGCACCUGCAACCUUGAAUCAACUUCAGGAUCUGGAAAAUAAUGAAAAAAAUUCCAGCAUUGUUGCAAAGAUUAUGGGUUUGGAACCUCUAAAUUCAGCUGCACAAAAUAGUAUCCGAAGCUAUGAUCCCUACAAUAAGCAGAACCAGGUUGCAGCUCAUGAGAAGACCUUGCGGUCACCAAGAAACAUUGCCAAGCCUCCGAGGAGAAACAAUCCACACUUGGAUUUACUUUCCAAAUUUUCAAAUGAAGAAACUCCACAGAUACUGAUAGAAAAUGUAGAAGCAUAUAUGAAUCAGAAAAUUGAAUCAGUUUUCAAAAAGGCCGAGAAGAGAAUACAAAAGCUUCCAUGCCAACACUCCUGUAAGGAACUCCAGGAUAUCAAACGGGUAAUAUCAGCAACAAAAAAUAUUGGCAGUAUGAAACUAAGUUCAGUCAAUUCACCGAGCAUACAGUUCACUCCACCAAACUACAGAACAAACGAAUUAAGCAUAAGAGAUUUGAAGUGCCCAAUUGUGAUCAUGGAACCAGCUAGAAAGCUAGAUGCUACUUUCUCCAAAGUCAUAAAGCUUGAAAGGCAUCCAGGUCUUGGAACGAUUAGAACAGGCGACUCAAGAAAUAACAGAAAGAAGGACUUUUGGAAGAAACAAACUAAAGCAGACAAAAAAUUAACAGAAAAAAAGAUAAAAUGUAGAGGGCCAUACCCAUUAUUGAAAGAAUCAAAUGAAAGGCCGGUAAUUAACACUGUGAGCCCAAGAAUGCAGCACAUGAAGCCUGACCUAAAGAUAAAAGCCACUGCUACUAUUCCCUCCUAUGAUUUGAACAAAUCCCCAAGGCAACCUGAAAAAAGCAGAUUAUUAGAAUCGGUUUCUCCAAGAUGCAAACUAAGAAAAAAACUAAACAAGUUACAAGAUCUUGAGCUUCAUAAUUCAGUUGAACAGGUGAAUGUCAAGGUCAAUAACUGCAUUGAAGGGAAAGGGAAAUCUAUUUUACUGCAAAAAAACAUUCAAAGUUCAACGGUAAAGGUCGGCACUGGAGCAGUUUUGGCGUCCGAAGCUAAGCAUCCGGUGAUACUAAAAGAUAUUUCUACUAAGGAGUUCAACCGAGUUUCCUCUCGGAGGUCAUGUCCCAACUCUCAGUUUGAUGCCUUGCUAAACCAGGAUGGAUUGCUUCAUUCCCCCGUAUCAGUCUCAACAAUCUUCAAAGCAGAGUAUCAGAAUAUACCUUCAGUUAGUAACUUCACCAUGGAGUGUUAUCCUCCGACCAUUCCAUUCACUAAAAGCUCAAGAACUGAUUCUGCCAUAUCAGAAAGCAAGGAUACUGCCAUUCAGGGUUCCAGAGUUCUAAGAACAACAUUCAAUGAAGUUCACAUAGCCAAUGCUAUGUUCGCUCCUGAAAACCAAGAUAAUGAUAGAAUAAUUAUGGCUGAGAAAUUCCAGUUCCGUGGCCUUCUGCAGAAAGAAUCAGACUUGCUUUCCAUUCUCGAACAAAAAAACUGCUACAAGCCAUCUGAAUUUGUUCAGAAUACUAAUCCACAGAAGCUGCAUCAAAAGCCUUCUUUAGAUGCCAUGAAUCAGAUUCUAGCUCAAGAAAUAGAUGUCGCUAGUUCUGGGUGUCCAUUUGAACAAAUGCUCAACUCCGGAAGUUUCAAAAUCAAGCAUCGAUAUAAAGAACUCUGCGCAGAAGUCAAAUGCCUUCGAAGCUGCAAAGAUGGAAACAUGGAUGAUAAAUCAAUGAUUCAUAAAGAUCUGAUCUGGAAUUUACAAAGAUGGGAUAGCUUUAAGAGUGAAUUACCAAUGCUUGAUGUGGAGAUUGAAAGGAUGAUAUUUAAGGAUCUGUUGAACGAGGUAAUAAAUGGCCUCACUGCAGUUGCCCUGGAUGCCAAAGAGAGACGAAAAAGACAAGUUUUUGAAAAAGAUGGAAUGUAAUCUCGCAUGCAAUCUGUUCCCCUUGUUUCUUUCUCCGGAUGGAUGUUGCACUCCAGCUAAUACGGAACCACUUCAGUGAAUUCCCACGCUAAUUGUUUCUUAAAACUACAAAUAAAUUUAAAAAGUAAAACUACCUGCAUGAAGCAACACUCAAGUACCCAUGCGUCUAUCAUAAAUAUGAAGCACUCUACUGUACCAACGUCAAAGUUUGAUAUUUUUCAAGCAUGCAUAUGCAAAUGUAGAAAUGAAACAACAAUGAAGAA